Molecule: messenger RNA, 1318 nt
Organism: Gracilinanus agilis (Agile Gracile Mouse Opossum)
Lineage: Eukaryota; Metazoa; Chordata; Mammalia; Didelphimorphia; Didelphidae
Gene: UROD
Product: uroporphyrinogen decarboxylase
Exons: 9
Coding region: 56-1219 (387 amino acids)
Biological process (GO): heme biosynthetic process
Cellular component (GO): cytosol
Molecular function (GO): uroporphyrinogen decarboxylase activity
Source: RefSeq, a predicted model, not a curated record
UCGGGGGAAGCUGGGGCUGCUCCACGACCCUGCAGAGAAGAGUGGGGUCCACGCGAUGGAGGAGACUGGACUGAGCAGCCACAGUAGCCCCAGGAGCAAUAGCCAGAGUCCUGAUCCUAGCCCAGGUGGGGACCGCCACCAGACCUUCCCCAAGCUGCAAAAUGACACUUUUCUGCGGGCAGCCUGGGGGGAGGCCACGGACUAUACACCUGUGUGGUGCAUGCGCCAGGCAGGCCGAUACCUGAAAGAGUUCCAGGAGACCCGGGCUGGCCAGGACUUCUUCAUCACCUGUCGCUCUCCAGAGACCUGCUGCGAACUGACCCUGCAGCCUCUUCGACGCUUCCCCCUCGAUGCUGCCAUCAUCUUCUCUGACAUCCUGGUGGUGCCCCAGGCUAUGGGCAUGCAGGUAGCUAUGGUGCCCGGCAAAGGGCCGAGCUUCUCAUCACCCUUAAGGGAAGAGCAGGACCUGGACCGCCUCCAGGCCCCUGUGGAUGUGGACAAGGAGCUGGGCUACGUGUUCCAGGCCAUCACCCUGACCCGUCACCAGCUGGCUGGGCGGGUACCUCUCAUUGGCUUUGCCGGGGCCCCGUGGACACUGAUGUCCUACAUGGUAGAGGGGGGCGGCUCGAACACCAUGGCCCAGGCCAAGCGCUGGCUGUACCAGUGGCCCGAGGCCAGCCACCGCCUGCUGGGUCUCCUGACUGACGUCCUCGUCCCCUACCUUGUGGGCCAGGUGGCCGCAGGGGCCCAGGCCCUGCAGCUGUUUGAGUCUCAUGCUGGGCACCUGGGUCCUGAACUCUUCUCGGAGUUCGCGCUGCCCUACAUCCGUGAUGUGGCCAAGAGGGUCAAGGUUGGGCUUCAGGAGGCGGGCCUGGAGCCAGUGCCCUUGAUCAUCUUUGCUAAGGAUGCACACUACGCCUUGGAAGCGUUGGCCAAGUCUGGGUACGAAGUGGUUGGAAUUGACUGGAAGGUGAACCCUGCCCUGGCCCGGGAACGUGUGGGAAAGACUGUGACCCUCCAGGGCAAUCUGGACCCCUGUGCCCUCUACGCCUCCAAGGAGGAGAUUGGGCGAGUGGUGGAGCAGAUGCUGGCUGCCUUCGGGCCCCAGCGGCAUAUUGCCAACCUUGGCCACGGGCUCUACCCGGAUAUGGAUCCUGCUCAUGUUGGAGCCUUCGUGGAGGCUGUGCACCGGCACUCUCGCCUGCUGCGGAGCAAAUGAGCCCCCCACCUCACCCCACCCACCCCAGGACUAGUCUCAGGGGUCUGACAGGAGAAUGUUUGUAAGAGUAUUUUUAAGAGAAUAAAGAGGUCUAGAGUG